GCAAUCACGGCGUCUCCAAUAGCAAUGACGCAACACAGCGAUGCGUCUAGUGACCGGUCGGAGGCAUCCGUAACACCUCCACCAUCCGAACCGAAAAUGAUCGAUUUCAAUCAACCCAACCUGAGCUUCUUCAACAUAGAGCACCGCAACAUGCUGACCGCACCGCUGGCCGCGCUCCACUCGAUGACCGAGAUGAAACAGCACCAGACCCAUCACCGGGCCCAAGAGAAGAACGAGACCGACGUGCUGCUGGAGCGUACAAGUUUGCACGUAGAACGCUCCGGCCUGACGUCCCGGAGUCCACUUGGUGCCACCAGCAACAGCAACAGCUCGCAGGGCGCCAAUCCGCACGGCAUCGAUCAUAUACUGUCCAGGCCGUCACAAAUCACAACCGGCCCGUUGCACUUUCCGCACAAUCUUGGCUUUCCGCAGAACACGCUGGGCAUGGCGUCGAACAGUGCCCAAACGGCUUCGAAUCCGAGCUUUCGUAGAUUUAAUUUUGCGGCCGCACUGUUCCAUCAUCACGCCAACACCAUGAACAAGCCUCCGGUCGAGCUGGGCGCCGGAGGGAUUUAUUGGCCCACACUGCCCGGACUUGGACCCUUCACACAGAGAGACAGAUCCUGUACACUUAAUCAAAACAACAUGGGCGGAAUGGGUGUUGACAAGGACGCAAAGAAGAAACAUACGAGGCCCACAUUCUCCGGACAACAAAUCUUCGCAUUAGAAAAGACAUUUGAACAAACCAAAUAUCUGGCAGGCCCCGAGAGGGCGAAGUUGGCGUACGCCCUGGGGAUGACAGAAUCACAAGUAAAGGUGUGGUUUCAAAAUAGACGUACCAAGUGGCGAAAAAAGCACGCGGCCGAAAUGGCCACGGCGAAGAGGAAACAAGAAGUGUUGGACAAUCAAACAGAUGAAAAUAGCGACAUAAUAUCGGACAAUGAGGAAGAACAUGUUGCCAAAAGACCGAACCUACAAUGAGUUUUAAUGAUUGUAAUAUAUUAUUGAUAAUUGAAGACUAACAGAUAAACGUUUUUUGUAAAUAUGAUGAAAAAUUAGUGAUCUCAGUGUUUCGUGAAUUUUGUGCGUGGAUGAGAAUGGACGUCGAAAUAUGCACAUUUGUAAAAAUAUUGAUAAUAUAAAUAUAUAUAUAUAUAUAUGUAUACGUAUUUAGUGCUAUUUAAUACAUCUGUAAACAAAGCUAAGAUGUGUACAGUUUUAAGAAAAACAAAAUAACAUCUGGAAAGUUUUAA
Messenger RNA from Aethina tumida (small hive beetle), 1253 nucleotides. It is a transcript of the gene HGTX, whose product is annotated as homeobox protein Nkx-6.2. Bases 25 to 981 code for a protein of 318 amino acids. Gene Ontology annotation, cellular component: nucleus. The transcript is spliced from 3 exons. Gene Ontology annotation, molecular function: DNA-binding transcription factor activity, RNA polymerase II-specific; RNA polymerase II cis-regulatory region sequence-specific DNA binding. The record is from RefSeq and is a predicted model, not a curated record. Lineage: Eukaryota; Metazoa; Arthropoda; Insecta; Coleoptera; Nitidulidae. Gene Ontology annotation, biological process: regulation of transcription by RNA polymerase II; cell differentiation.